CCAAAUAGUGCGUUACCUAACUCAUAGUAAAAGCUACAGUAAUAAACGUGAAUAAAUUAUCAACAGAAACUAGCCGAACAGCUGAUGCUGUUGACAUUUUCAUUUACAUACAUUCGUUCUUGCUUGCUUGGAAGUUUAGUGGUCACUAUCCAUUAUUUACACACAAAUUUUAACUUUUCUGUGAAAUGUUCUAAAGUCCUUAGUCUCAGGUUGCAAAACGAAAACAUGAACCCUUCGUGUCGUUUUGUGAUUCUCAACAAAUUCGAUAAAAUUAUUGUUCGUAACCUCACAAAAGUUGCUCCCAAAAAGUCGAAAUGGCAAAGUGUAGUCGGACUGGAAGUCCACGCCCAAAUAUCAACAAACUCAAAGUUGUUUUCAGGUAGUGGCUGCGCGUUUGGGUCUCCUCUAAACUCCUCGGUCUCGUUGUUUGAUGCAGCUAUUCCGGGUACUCUGCCGGUUUUGAAUAAGCAUUGCGUCGAACUUGCAGUAAAGACGGCCCUUGCCCUGAAUUGCGAGAUCAAUCCAGUAUCCAUGUUUGAUAGGAAACACUACUUUUAUGCAGAUUUACCGGCCGGCUACCAAAUCACCCAACAGCGCGCCCCUCUGGCUAGAAAAGGGCAAAUAACGUAUCCAGUUUUCACCCCAGGUGUAACAAAGAAACCUUACUACAAAACAGUGCGUCUUCAUCAACUUCAAUUGGAACAGGAUAGCGGCAAGUCUCUGCAUGAUGAUCUAGCCGGCAGGAGUCUUGUCGAUCUUAACCGAGCAGGUGUACCCCUAAUGGAACUAGUUUUCGAACCUGACAUAGAGGAUGCAGAAGAAGCUGCUUCAUUAGUUAAGGAACUAGCUCUAAUUCUCAAAAGCCUUGAGUGCUGUUCUUGUAAAAUGGAAGAGGGAGCCCUUCGAGUAGACGCGAACGUCUCGUUGCACAAACCAGGCACACCUCUGGGAACUCGUACGGAAAUAAAAAAUAUUGGAUCAAUUCGAAAUGUAGCCCAAGCAGUAAACUAUGAAAUCGAACGACAACGCGUCCUGCUUGACGCCGGUGAAGAAAUUCAAAAUGAGACCCGGUCCUGGGAUGCUGCUUCCAAACGAACGGUAGCUAUGAGAGAUAAGGAAGUUCAACAGGACUAUCGAUUCAUGCCAGAGCCAAAUCUUCCCCCACUUCACUUGGCGAUGGAUACAGCGAGUGCUUCAAAUGAGGAACUCGUAAACGUACAAGCGAUAGUUCAUGCGAUGCCAAUGCUGCCGGAGGAUAAAAGGAAAAGACUGGCAGAAAUGUACAACCUUCCGCAAGAGACUUUAAUUAUUCUUGUGAAUGAGGAAGUACUUUUAGACUAUUUCACUCAAAUCAUGGACAGUAAAUUAGAGGUUCCCCCAAAAACCGUGGCCAAUUUCCUCAUAAAUGAUUUACUUACUUUCUGCAAUCGCGAAAAUAUCUCAGUAAAUGAAUGCAAAAUUUCCUCAAACCAAUUCAUUGAUUUAUUCAAACUUAUGCAAGCGCAGACAAUCAAUUUGCAUUACGCACGUUUGCUACUCAAUGAAAUGCAUUCACAUCCGGACAAAGUACCGGCACAGAUAACGAAGGAAAAAAAUUGGGAGCAAAUAAACGAUCCGGAAAAAAUUGAGGAGCUCUGCCGGGAAUGUGUUAAAAAUAACCCAAAAGUGGUUGAACAGUUUAAAAAGGGAAAAGAAAAAUUAUUGUAUGCUCUCGUAGGGGAUGUAGCGAAGAAAACGGAUCAGCGAGCAAAUAUGGCGAUGGUUGUGGAGAAGCUACAACAAAUGUUGAAAAGUUGAAUUUCACUGUUGAAGGUUUAGUGUUAGAGAAUGUGAUAUUUGAUUACAUCUUUGCAAUCAA
Molecule: messenger RNA, 1858 nt
Organism: Hermetia illucens (black soldier fly)
Lineage: Eukaryota; Metazoa; Arthropoda; Insecta; Diptera; Stratiomyidae
Gene: GatB
Product: glutamyl-tRNA(Gln) amidotransferase subunit B, mitochondrial
Exons: 9
Coding region: 85-1797 (570 amino acids)
Biological process (GO): mitochondrial translation; glutaminyl-tRNAGln biosynthesis via transamidation
Molecular function (GO): glutaminyl-tRNA synthase (glutamine-hydrolyzing) activity
Source: RefSeq, a predicted model, not a curated record